Molecule: messenger RNA, 3685 nt
Organism: Saccostrea cuccullata (small rock oyster)
Lineage: Eukaryota; Metazoa; Mollusca; Bivalvia; Ostreida; Ostreidae
Exons: 2
Coding region: 1076-2287 (403 amino acids)
Source: RefSeq, a predicted model, not a curated record
GAGUGAAAAUGUCUAAUUAAUGUCAUAAUAUGAACCUGACACCGCGCCCAGGAAUGAAAUCACUUUCUAAAAGACAUUUCAUUUGUUUUGAUUCAUCCCAUUCACAGAUUUUUUUUCUGUUUUAAAUACCUUACUGGUCAUAAAGUAAGAAAUGUCAAAAUAAUCGCCCGAGUUGUGGAUGUUUUCAUUUAAAUUCGGUGCAAGUUUGUUCAUGACAGGUGAAUUAAAACCAGAGGGGGUAUCAACCAUGUAAAAAUUAUCUUGCAAUCUUCCCGGGAAGGAAGGUAGUCAGUUUAUACCUUUAACAAUAAAUUACACUGUCUCUAGACACCCUUCAAUUGUUGCAAUUUAAAACGCACAGAUAAUUGGAUUUGAAUUUUAAACCUCUGAUUAAAAAAACUCGAGAAAAUAAGCCACAAAGUAACUAAGUUACAUUCAUGAGACGAGAAAUUCUCUAAGAUUAAUUUUUUUUCCUUAUCGAGAUAUUGAUCUCUUGUAAAUAGGGCGAUGUUUAACUUUUAAGGGGGGUUCCUCACUCCCAUGUGUCUUUAAGUGGCGAGACGAGUGUCUUAUUGUUGCCUAGAAACUUAAUUGCUUCCAAAUUGUCUAAGACCCAGAGCGAUCGAAAAACCGUUUACUUAAUAAUUUUUAAAUUUUUGAAGGACUGCGAUAACAUUAACAUACCUUCAACACAACGGAGAAAAAGAUACACAACUCAUUCGAAAUAUAUUUUUGUUGUGUGUGUUUAAUCUCACUGAUCACGUGUACCUUUGGUCAAGUGUCUUCAAACAAAACGAAGAGGACACGUUACCGAAUUGGACGUAAUACCAGGACUUUUUCAGCACCCUCUGGUGUUUGCCAAGGUGUAAUAGAGUAAGCCCUUAUGUCAAUUUAUAAAUGAAGAAAUAGACGGGAUUUCUCGCCCGUCAGACAACAAUACGGUAGCCAUAACGUUCAAUAAGCCCAAAGACAACUUCUUGACGUCUAGAAUUAACGAGAAGAGAUGUCGGAUAUAAAGUGUAUGACAACGGAAUCAUCAUAGGACUGUUAACUGAUCAUCUCUCCAGCGCUCACAAUGCCAGGAGGAACGCGAAAGAUGAGGCGAGACAAGGAGAUGGCGGCGGUGACCUACAACAUGAAAGAGGACCGGUGUCUGGAGAAAAGCAUGCAGACCCUGAAUCUGGAGCGAUCCUACUCCAUGAAGCUUCUGCAGUUAGACCACAGGAUCGUCAAGGUCAACUAUAAACGACUCAAGGACAAAGUGUCUAGGAUUCGUUCCUAUCUCUCAGUGGACGAAAUAAACGAGAUGAAGCAACUGGAGGCCGAGGGAAAAAUUAAACCGCUGAAUACCGUAAAUCUCGGAAGUGCAAUAAAAAUCGCUGGUGCCGCAAAAAGACUAAAGAUUCAAGGGCCAACGCGGGCAAAUACCUCCAUAACACUGUCAUCUCACAAAGGCAGCAAUGAAACGAUUAACAGACCAGUGACCGCUAACAAUAAUCUCCGACGCAGUAACUCUGUAACAGGUGUGUUCAUUGACGCCCCCGAACCAAACACGACCAAGAGACGGAAUUCCGCAGACUUUAAUGGAACGACGACGAUCAGACCACUCAGUGCCUUUGUGGAGAGUGGUUCGAACUCUAAACCUCACAAAACAAAACGCCCUGCCACUUCUCAGUUAGUGCUUGGACCUCAGUCACAUACUCCGCGGAUUAAUCCCAAUCCAACUCACUCUCCUUAUUCUUCUCAUACUGCGGUAGAAAAAGAGUUUCUUCCUCCACCGAGGACGCAAGAGCGGAUAUCCGGUCUGACGGAUGACAUAGAUAGUAACCUAGGAGAUGACCUAAUGGAGGAAAGGCGACAGGAGAUGAUAAUGGAGGAACACGAGAGAUUCGGUGAAUUGGAAGAGAGAAAGAAAGACUUCAUGAAAAGACUAGACACUUACUUUAAGGAAAACCCCGUCCCUGACUGGUCAAAUCCUCCCCCAGUUGUUAAGCUUCCGCCAACAGAGGAUGAUAAAGAAGAUGGCAUGAGCACGACCGGAAGUGUGAAGAAAGGGAUGAAAUAUAGACUUUUACCCAACAGAAUCACACUGGACAAGACCUUCAGGAGCGAGGAGGAGUAUAAGGCCAAGAUCUGGGAACUCUGGAAGGACUUGAACAAGUGUCGGUACCUGCGGAUCCCUGACGAGAUGCUGGACCUCUCUGGGGUUAACACACUGGCCAAGGACCAACUAAAACUGUUCCAAAUGCUCAAACGACAGGACACGAGGUCGAAUCUCAUUACAUAAAACAAAUGACUGAGGACAUUAUAGGAUAGGAGUGAUAUGUGUACACACUUUCAUUGUGAGAUGUGAUUAUUGCGAUUGGGUAUACAGUGUAUACCCUAAAUAGAUCAUAUUUCUUAAAUAUACAGGGUUAUUCAUUAUGUGAAGGGAUUUAGGAAAGAAGUUUAGAGGGAAACACGGGAAAAAUUGAAAAGGACACACGGGAAAAUAAUUAUGGAUAUUACGAGGAUGAACGGGAUUCAAAGAAAAGAAAACGUUCAGGGAUCCCCAGGUGAAGGUUACAUUAAUGUUACACAGAGAUUUAUGGAGAACUGAUGAUGGAUGCAUGAAAUACAUAAAGGGUGAUAAGAAAGUUCGUUCCACAUUUUUCUUUUAUUUUUGACAAGAAAUACGAUGAGAAGAUAUUUAAAAUUUGUAAUAUUUCAUGUUUACAGAAUCCAUUCUUACUACUGAUAAGGUUUUAACUGUCUUUUGUUGAACCAAUAAGGGGAGGGAAGGUAUUAAAACAGAUGAUGUCUGUUCAGAAAAAUUAGGGAUGACGCAUAUUUGUGACAUAUACUAAGCACACAGGUCAAAACAUCCUUUCAAACACUAUGCAAAAAUUAUCAAAUCUGUAAAAAAAAAAAUAAAAUGACAGACCUAUUCUUUUGUUUAAGUGAUCUAUCGUUCUUAUACCUACGCUCAUCAGCUUGUCUGAUGCAAGAUAAGCUAUGAUUAGAAGAAAUAAUAAAAGUAAAUUAUCCUUUAUUUUCCCUCAAAAUGACCAGUAUUUCUAUCACUCGGGUGCUUUAAGGAUGUUAUAUAUAUAUUUUCAUAUGGAAGAAAAAUCAUAUAAUUUCCUGCUAGAAAUGAAUUGCUAUAAAUCUAAAGCACACUGUUGUGAUUUUCUCAGACUUAAAAAUUCAUCUCUUUAGUUUAGCACUACUUUGAUAUUUUUGAAAAUAUUCCAUCAUGGAACGAAGUUUCUUAACACCCCUUAAAUUAUAGGAUUUAUUUAUAGCAGUACAAAUGACAAUAACCAAUGUUUAUAUUUGUAAAUAAAAACGCAAUGCAUUUAUUAAACACGUAUAAAAUAAAUUAAUCAUUUUGUUGAUUGUUAUGCUAAAAAGCCAUUUUAGUAUACACGUCAUUUGAUAUGUAAGGGACAUUCCACGACCCAGUGGCGGGAGAUCAAUGUAGUUUUUCAUUAUAACCAAUGCAAUGAUACUUCGUAGCACAAAAAAUAAUUCAAUUGACAUAGAGCUUCUUUAUAUACUUUUAAAAUGAACGAAGAUGUGUACUGCGUCCGUGUCACAUGUGAACUCAAAUGGCAUUAAAGGAGAAGCAAGGUUUCUUUAUAUCAAAUUAUAUGUCACCUCCAAACAAUGUUAUGAAGAGGAUAAUAAACCUAUUUAUGUCUAA